Oikopleura dioica is the source of this 888-nucleotide messenger RNA. NCBI's taxonomy places the organism in Eukaryota, Metazoa, Chordata, Appendicularia, Copelata, Oikopleuridae. The record is from the annotation of a GenBank genome assembly.
AUGGUUUUUUCGGUUGUAUUUAUGCCUUGGUAUAAUGUGAAGACAAAAACAUCAUUCAUCACUCUUCUAGAAAUUCUGAAACAAAAGCUUCCCUUGAUUGAGUAUUCACAAAGAAAGAUGUUAAACUCAUCAGAAAUCGAGGAAGACUCAACCUCUUCUUGGCAAAAAUACCGAGUUUUCCUCAAUCCCAACUACUUUGCGGGUAUGUCCGUCUUCGCCUGUGGCAAUUUCAUAAAUCAUACUGUUCUGGCAUUAAUGACGGAGAUCAUACAGAAGAAUGAUGAAAAAAUCCUCGAAAAGGGCUCAACAGUCUCUCAGGUCAACACCCAAUUCAACAUCUCCAGAAUUGCUUUUGGUUGCCUUCUCAAAUUCUCUUUUGGACUCUUGGUUACCUUCACCCAAAAAAAACUCUCCGGCGGCGACAAGAACUUGAUUCCCUUUUUCCUUCAUUUGGUGGCGUUGACGUUGUGUAUUGUUGGGCUUGAAACCGCUCAUACACUUGAAGGAAUGUGGACUCUUUUUGUUGCCUUUGGUAUGCUUCAAGCAACGCCGUAUUUCUACUACUAUCAAAUCAUAAUGCUUUGCUUUCCAUUCGAUACUCAUGGAUUUGGAAUAACCUCACAGGACCUUAUCGGAGCCUUUUUCAAUUUUCUUGGCUAUCCCAUAGUAUUUGCUUAUGAAAAAACAGCAAAUUUUGAUGCGUUGAAGCAAGGCGUUUGGAUCUGUGGAUUUAUUGGUGCUCUGCCACUCAUUCUGCACUUGCCAUUUGCAUUUGAAAUUGGGCCAAAAUGGUUCCUGAAGUUGGACGAAAGAAGAAAGCAAAAGAUGAAUGCUGAAGCUAGUAAUUUAUGUCAUGAAAUGCAAGAAAGCAAUAAAGAAAUACUGUAA